AUGGCCAUGGAGGAUGGAGCUGCCCCUGUUCCCGAGCCAUGCCCUAUUCUGAGGGCAUGGUCAAAGAGCCCUACAGUUAUGGGGCAGGUUGCUAAGGCGAGACGAAUCUUGAUUCUCCAGCAUGACAAGUUGAACCGUGCCACGCUGGGAGAGGGGUCCGGGGAAUCCGAGAGUGAGGUUGAUGAUGAUGAAGAGUUGGAUGUGGCUGAUGUAUCGGAGCCUCCAGUGAAUCCCUCACCUGAAUCCGCCCCGGAAAUUACAGUGUCUCCCAAGCCUGCAAAGCGUUGUCGUGCAGCCAAGUUUGAGGUGGCAAAGGCAUGGUUGAACCGUGUAGCCGAGUCGAAGGUUGCAGAGACACCGGAGGAGCAUCACGCAGCCAAGCCGGUUGCAAAAGCACCGGAGAAUCACGCAGCCGAACCUAAGGUUGCAAAGGCACCGGAGAAUCACGCAGCCGAGCCUGUUGCAAAGGCACCGGAGAAUCACACAGCCGAGCAUAAGGUUGCAAAGGCACCGGAGGAGAAUCACGCAGCCAAGGCUAAGGUUGCAAAGGCACCGGAGAAUCACGCAGCCAAGCCUGAGGUUGCAAAGGCACCGGAGAAUCACGCAGCCCAUGAGAUCGCAAAGGCACCAGAGGAGAAUCACGCAGCCAAGCCGAAGGUUGCAAAGGUUGCAAAGGCACUGGGGGUCGCAGGAGAAUGCAUGACAAUGCCGCCAACUGCUGUUCCUGGAGGCACUGGUACGAAGGACAAGGGCCUGAAACUGAUCAUCCCCAGAGCUUUGCCUGCACUAGAUCGGCCGAACUACGACUACCACCCCUUCGGAAUCUUCUGUGGUCGUGACUCCACCUCCCAAGGGUCUCUCGGCUGCAUAGAUCCCAAUGCGAAGCAUCGUCGAGAGCACUAUGUGGUGAAAGACGAUGACAAGGGUAAGUCUUUCAGAUGCCUCAACUGUGGUGAUGUUGGUGGGUUUGAAGCCUUGCAGUGCUUCCCCUGCAAUGCUUUAGAUGCUGAACAGGCUAAGUCUGCCAAUGAUGCUACCAGUCAGGCCGCAAGUCUCAGGCUUGCCCAGGCCUUGCAGGCCGAAGAAAACGAGCUGGUUGACCUGGAGGCUGAGUUGCUUGCAGAGCAAUUGAGCUUGGAGGAGUUGGUUCUCCAGGCUGAGGAGGGGGAGCUGCAAAGGCUUUUGGCCCAAGAGGAGGCUGAGCUUUUGCAAGCUAAGAUGGAGUCAUUGGAAACUAGGAUGGAGUGUGUGGGCGAAGUUUUGCCACCCCCUGGGUCUGGUGGUAGCAGCAGCAGCAGCGAACUUAAGAAACUACCAGCCAUGAGCACAAAGCGAUCUCUAGAGCAGCAGCUGGAGCUUUCCGAGGACCCCAAAGCGGAGGCCAAGAGGCCAUGCAUCACACAUGAGGCUGAGCACAAGCAGCCCCAGCGGGCUGCCGAUGUUAGCUUGGAUAAUGUGGACACUCUGCCGAUGGACAUCAACUUGGGUGGCCUUGAUGCCAUUGACAGCCUGAUCAAGUCCACCGAGGAGGACCUUGGCACAGGAUCGGUUCUGCUGUGUCCUGGGGAACAACCUCUAGAGACUCCAGAGGGUCAAGAGAAAGAGCGCGAGCCCAUGAUGUCAGUUGCUGCUGUUGAUGAUGAAGCUGCAAAGUCUGACGAUGGUGUCAGUCUUAGCCUUGGGACUGUGCACUACACAGAUGAUGAAGGUUCUGAUGGUGCUGUUGCCAAGGAUGUGCUCUAG
Molecule: messenger RNA, 1743 nt
Organism: Symbiodinium sp. CCMP2592
Lineage: Eukaryota; Dinophyceae; Suessiales; Symbiodiniaceae
Source: the annotation of a GenBank genome assembly